Molecule: messenger RNA, 5279 nt
Organism: Trachemys scripta elegans
Lineage: Eukaryota; Metazoa; Chordata; Testudines; Emydidae
Gene: CARMIL2
Product: capping protein regulator and myosin 1 linker 2
Biological process (GO): cell migration; regulation of Arp2/3 complex-mediated actin nucleation
Cellular component (GO): lamellipodium; plasma membrane
Molecular function (GO): protein binding
Source: RefSeq, a predicted model, not a curated record
UGCAGGCUGGGCUGAAAGAUGCUGCUCUGGUAGCCCGUGCUGCUACCUUGGCCAGUCUGCCAGGAGCUCCAGAGAUGGCUCUUUCCCCAGGAGGGAUCCCAUGCCACCUGCAAGACAGCAUCACCGCCUUGCUGGGGUCAAAGGAAAUCAUCCUGGUGAAGCCUGUCCAGCUGCAGGUCAAAUCCAAGUAUGAAGAUGACAUCUUGGUUUUAACCCCCUGGAGGGCGUAUGUGCUGCAGGUGCUGCUCCCGGGCAGGGUGUGGAGCAGCUUCAGCUUCCUGGAGGUGAGAGAGAUCAGGAUCCAGGAGCCCAGCCUGGUUGUCAUAGAUACAGAUACAGCCUCUUACGCCUUCCGGCUCGUGUCACUGGACGACUUGGAGCAGGUGGUCAGCCAUAUCAUCAUGUCGCUUAAGAAGGUCUUUCCAGACUCUUUCCCCGGAAAACUGCUCAAAAACUAUCCCCCCAGUUUGUUCGAGAGAAUUCAAAGAAUAACAGACUCCCUGAAGGAAAUGCUGCAGAAUAACCAAGGACCGUGUGGUGGGUUUUCAGAGACAUAUGCUGCUUUAUGUGACUACAACGGCUUCACCUUCAGAGAGGAGAUCCAGUGGGAUGUGGACAAUAUCUACCACAGCCAAGACUGCCGAGAGUUCAACCUGUUGGACUUCGCUCACCUAGAGAGCAGAGACGUAGCCCUUAGCAUCACGGCGCUGUCGUUUAACCUGUGGUUCACAAAGCUGUACUGUAAGGACUUCAGGCUGAAUCUGGAGAUUUCUGAACAGCUUCUGUACAUGCUCAGCAAAUCGGUGAAACUGGAGGAGCUGGUGCUGGAAAACAGCGGGUUAAAAUUUGAAUUUGCCCAGAGGAUGGCCCAGGCGUUAAGAGGAAACCCGGACUCGGCUCUAAGCACCAUCAGCCUGGCUGGCAACCAGCUGGAGGACAAAGGGAUAACUGCAUUCAGCCAGCACAUCGAGAAACGCACCAAGGGCCUGCGUAGCCUGAACCUCUCUAGGACCUCGCUGACCGCCAAAGGAGUGAGCACUUUAUGCCAAUCCCUUGCAUCUAAUGGAAUCUUCAGCACCUCACUUCAGCACCUGGAUCUCUCGGGGAAUCCUGGCGUCCUUGCCACGGACGAUGCCAGCAGCUUGCACAGCUUCCUCAGCCACGCAAACUCGGUGUCUCACCUUAAUCUGGCCGGCACAGACUGUGCUUUGGAUGCACUGUUCGGCGCAUUGGCCAUCGGAUGCUGUGCCAACCUCGCCCACCUGGAUCUCUCCAAAAAUGUGUACUCGCACAAAAAGCCGAGAGAUGUCCCUCCGGCCAUCAAACUGUUCUUCAGCAAGGCAGCUGCCCUCCGAUACGUCGGCCUGGCGUGUACCAAGCUGCCGCCAGAGGCCGUAAGGGCCUUGCUGCAGGGGUUAGCGUCUAACUCUCAGAUCAGUGACCUGCACCUGGACCUCAGUAGCUGCGAGUUGAGAUCGGCAGGUGCCCAGGUGAUCCAAGAUCUGAUUUUUGAUGCCAAUGCAAUUAGCAGUUUGGAUUUAGCAGACAAUGGCUUUGAUGCUGACAUGGUCACGUUGGUGCUGGCGAUUGGCCGAAGCAAAUCCAUUAGGCAUGUCUCCUUAGGAAAGAAUUUUAACAUCAAAUCCAAGGACAAUCUGGCCGACGUUCUCCACCGGAUUGUUCAGCUCACGCAGGAAGAUGACUGUCCUCUUCAAUCCCUGUCCGUGGCCGAAUCGCGACUGAAAUUGGGAACCAAUGUCCUCCUGAACGCCCUGGGCAGUAACACCAGCCUCAGCACACUGGACAUCAGCGGGAACACCAUUGGCGACACUGGAGCCAAGAUGCUGGCCAAAGCCUUGCAGAUCAACACAAAACUCAGGACAGUAAUUUGGGACAGAAACAACACCACGGCCCAUGGAUUCCUUGAUGUUGCCCGUGCUUUGGAAAGGAAUUACACCCUGCGGUCCAUGCCAUUGCCAAUGAGCGACGUGACUCAGGCUUAUCGGAGCAAUCCGGAGAAGACGGAGGAGGCUGUCCACAAGAUGCAGUCUUUCCUGGCGAGGAAUCAGAUGCGGCGGACGCUGCCUAAGCAAACCUUCCGGCUGCAGCAGGGAAUCGUCACCAGCUCCUCGGAACAGAUGGUGAAUGAGAUGUGCACGAGCCUACAGAAGCAUGUUGACGCCCUGAGUGCCUGUCUGGGCCGAGAGGUGGAAGCCAGUGUCCUCUGUGCAGAAGAAGCCAUUCGGGAAGCAAACCUGUCCAUCAGCCUUUUGCCGCUCCUAUACGAGACGGGGAACGCCCCAUACCAGAACUGCCAGCUGCAGCACAAGCUGGAAUGCCUCACUGAAGCAGCCUCGCAGGCCUGCAGCCGGGAGAUCCAGGCUAUUAUGCAGGCCGUGCUGGAUACCACCCAGAAUCUGUGUCCUACAAUUCUGCAGAAGAGUGGCGUUCGGGACCGGCUGGUCCACACAAUCUCUGAGCGAAUCAUCCUUCAGGAUCGCCUCCACCUGAGCACCGUCUUGGACCAGCUGAUCACCGAUGUGUUCAGCAAGCUAACCGAAAUCAGGCUGUCUGUCAUUGCGGCCGUGGCCGACGGGCUGAUCGACGAGGUGCUGGAGGACCUGACAAGUGCUCAGUGCAGGCUGGCAGAAAAUCUCCCCAAGCAAACUCCGGAUCUUCAUGUGCUACAGCCAGACAAUCCUGAGGAGGAGGAUUUUCUGCUAAGGAAGAGCAGGAAUCUGCUGGAUGUCGCUGAGCAAAGCUUUGCGGCUGAGGAGUAUAAGAUGGCUCUGAGGAGGAAAAACAAGCACUUCAGGAGCAUCCGGCCCACGCCUGCCAUGAGAAGUCGGUCGGAGCUCGAUCUUCAGGCAGAGGCAGAAGAUAAGGAGAUUGGAACUCACCAGGCUCUGCUGUCAGUCAGCUGUGCCUCUCUGAAGUCACGCCCUGCCUCCACAAAGGAUGCUGAGACUGGAAGCAGUUUGCUUCCUUUCCCAGAGCCUGCACCCACACAAUCCCUUAUGGACCUGCCAACUGAGGGAGAGAAACUGGAGCACUACACCCGAGCUAGGCCCCGACCCCACCGCAGGAACAAGCAGCCUCCAAGCAAGCCCCAUGUCCAGCCCGCCCCGUCUGAGAAUGACGAGGACAGAAGCAUUACUUGCGUGGAUGAAGGGCUAGAGGAGUUCUUUACGAAGAAGCUGAUCCAAGAGGAACCGCCACAAUUGCCUGAAACCCAAGCCUCGUUUGAAAAAUGUGGCCACCAGGCGUGCCAUUUCCGUUCACGAAGAACAGCUCAGGGAGCAGGGCUGCACGGCCGCUCUGGAGAGUGUAAAAAUCCCCCUGCGCCUGCAGCGCUCGCCAGUCCUGAAACGGAAACCUAAGCCCAGCUCCAUGGUGGAUGUGGCGGGGAGCAGCACGCCCAGUGCCCCGGCAGCAUUGCAGGACACUCUGCCACAGGACGAGCACAGGGCCACAGCCGAACUGCAGGGGGAGCAACCGCAAGCCGUGGAACAACCGGUUGAAAAUGCACAGAACAGCCGUACACCAAAGAGCAGCAGCUCCAGGCCUGCCAGCAGCCCCCCAGGGACAAUGAGUUAGUGAGGACUGCGGCCCGCUGUCAUUUCCAAUAAAACACUGCGACCAAGUGCAAGCUGAAGGGUUAUGAUUUGCAACAGAAGCUCAAGCACCUGUGCAGCGUAGGGCACCAUGGUGCAAGCAGUGGGGAGAUGGGGGAGGAGGCCCCCAGCUUGCUCCCCAUCCCGUCGCUGCUCCCAGGUGUAGAACAUCAGUGCUUCCUAUGGAAACGGGGACAGACCGGAGCCUGGCCCCACUGGGAGGCUGCUAACGCUUCCUGAACGAUCUACGAGAGGACCCCCCCUUCCAGCUCCCACUACCCUCUGCUAGUCUCAUACUGCGCACAGCUGGCUUUACACAAGCUCCAGCUGGCUAAAACCGAGAUGCCAGAAGCCAGUAGCUGAGUUUGCCACCAGCCUAAGCUUUUCCUGGAGCAUCUGGCUCUUUGGAUGCAUGCACAGCUAUUAAGUAUGCAGCAAUAGCAGGCAUGGGCCAGUGGCUUGUGUGUGUUUGCCAUACAUGGGGACUUGCCUUGCAUUGUAUGGCCCCGGAUCAACAGCGCUGCACAAUGCUGAAUUAGGUGGUUUUCAGGCAGGGUGUGGCACUCACAUCCAAACCUACUCGGUACAGAACAAUCUGCCUCUUCCGGGGGCCAGAACGGGUCGUUCCCUUCCAACCAUUAGUCUGGGUGCAUGCCGUCGGCUUGGUUUAACCUGUCUGCACGAUCCUGCCGUUCUUACUCAAGCAGAUCCUCUACUGCCAGCAACAGGAGUUUGGGCUGAAGGCACAGCCCCAUGUGCUCUGUGCACGCUGGCUCUGCGUUCUGCGCUGCCCCACCAUGGCAGGCUGGAAAUUCCAUGGCACCGCUCAGUCAGUUGAAAAAACAAAUCGGAGGGUUUGAUUAAAAUGUGAACAUGACUAAUCGAAGCAGUGCAGCUCCCUGUGGUGUUUCUCCUGCCGGUGCAUUUAUUUCAGGCUGCCCCAUCAUUUCAGUGUGCUGCAGAACUGGGCACUGAAACGGAGCAACUGCUCUGAAGCCAGCAGCAGGACAAGGCGUGGGGAUGGGGGUUGAUAUGCACAGGAACUCGGUGUUUGCUAAGAUGAGCUGCUGGGAAAUAGUUCAAUUGAAGCUGGUGGGAGGCUUUGAUGUCAUCAAGCUGCUGUGGAGAAUGGAGCUGUUCAGACCUGUCAUGCUCUUGGUUCUGGCUGGCUGCGGCCUUUACAGGUCAGCCACAUUUGGGUCUUGGUUGAGGUUUUUGUCACCAGCACAAGGGCUAGAAUUUAUUUAAUUUUAAUUGAAAUAGAGUCUGGAGCAAAAUUCUGCAGUCAAAAAUACAAGUGAUUCUGUCCCCAGGCUCACAGCCGAAGGCAGUGGUCCCCAAACUUUUUACAUCAGUCCCCCCCCGUCCAUGUGGUCUCCAGAGCCACGGUCAGAGCUGGGGGUGGGCUUGGGGCUGGCAAUCAGGGCUGCUGCCAGGUCCAGCGCUGCAGCCGGGCUGGGAGCCGGGGUUGAGACCAGAGCUACAGCUAGGGGUGGGGCAUUCCCUCUCUGCAUCCCCCCACCGCCCAAACGGUCCUCCACACCUCCCCCUCCCCCAGUUUGGGAACCACUAUCCUAAGGUAACAAAACUUCCCUUAGCCCUGCUAUUUCCCCCCACUCCUCCGACAGACAAUACCUGACCUUAGCUCAGCCAGGCCCACAGCCU